AUGGCAGAAGCAACAACAGGAGGGUCAGCGGGAGGAGGUUCAGGAGGGGUUGCAGUGGGGGUGGUUGGGGGCUCUGGGCCGGGUAAGGCAGGUGCAAUUGGUGGUGCUUCAGGUGUCACUGCUUCUUCUCCUGGCGGUGUUGCUGGUGGGAGGCUGGGCGGAGGAAAGGCAGGAGGAGGCGGAGGAACAGCACGGGGAGGAGCGAGUGUGGGAGCCGGGGGUGGUGAAAAUGGGGCAGUGGGGGGCAUUGGGGGCACUCUCAGUGCAGGGCGGGCAUACCCCACUGCUGCUCCCCUCCCCCCCUCACCCGCUGCCCUCAGACCCUCCGCUCCCCCCCACGCCCCGGCCUCCCUCCCCCCUCCCCUCCCCCCGCCCGCGCGCCAGCCUCUUCCCCCUCUGCACGCCGCUACGCCCCCACUUCCCUCUAACCCAGACUCCGCUGGUGCAGGGAGCUUCACUCCCCUUGCACCCUCAGGCCCCCCCGCCUCCCUGCAACAGCAGCAGCAACAACAGCAGCAACAGCAGCAGCACCCUCCUCUCCCACCCCCCCCUUCAUCGCUUCCCGCCCGUCCCCUUCCACCUCCCUCACUCGCCCCCUCAACCCUCCCCUCCCCUCCUGCCCCGCGCCCCCCUCCCCUCCCUCAACCCCCCCUUCCACUCUCUGCCCCUCCUGCCUCCCCUUCCUCUACCUUCUAUGCUUCGCACACUCACUCCCCAUCACACCCGCCUCUCCCUCCCAGCAGCAGUGCGUUCCAAUCCACUCCCCCUAAUCCUUCUCAUUCUGGCUUCCCGUCUCCCUCUCUCAAUCGACCUCCUCUCCCUCCGCCUCCCACCCCUUCCACCCCUCCCAACCCCCCCCAAUCCACCCGCCAACCUCCCCUCCCUCCUCACUUUCCUUCUGCGCCCUCAUCUCUCCCACCCCAAUUCUCCUCUCCACCUGCCCCUGCCCGCCCUCCCACCAUGCCCCCUCUCCCUGCCAAUUACCUACCCACCACACCACCCACUCCCUCCUACCCUCCCUCUUCCCCAUCGCCUUCCCAACAACAGCAGCAACAGCAGCAGCAGCAGCUUCAAAAUCCCCGCAUUAUGGGAGGAGGCAUGGGAGGAGGUUUGGGUGGAGGUAUGGGAGGAGGUAUGGGAGGAGGCAUGGGAGGAGGCAUGGGAGGAGGUAUGGGAGGAGGUCUGGGAGGGGGUAUGGGCGGAGGUAUGGGAGGGGGUAUGGGAGGAAGCAUGGGAGGAGGUAUGGCAGGAGGUAUGGGAGGGGGCAUGGGGGGUCAAAUGGGAGGGAUGCCGCGGGAAGGAGGUGGCUUGGGGCUUGCAGGGGGCGCGUUCUUUCCCCCGGGACCCUCUUCAGGGGGUAUGGGUGCUUUUGCUGGUGGUGCUGGUGGGGUCAUGGGUGGGGGAAUGGGAGGGGGCAUGGGAGGGGGAAUGGGAGGAGGGAUGGGAGGUAUGGGAGGGGUUGGGAUGGGGGGAGGAAUGGAUGGUGGUGGUAUGGGGGGGUAUAACAUGCCUCCUCUCCCCCCGUCGAGGCAUGCGGGGCCACAUGGGAAUUAUCGCAUGGACAGGCCUGGAGAUGGCGGCAUGGGGGGGGGCUGGGGAUAG
Closterium sp. Yama58-4 is the source of this 1602-nucleotide messenger RNA. The record is from the annotation of a GenBank genome assembly. Lineage: Eukaryota; Viridiplantae; Streptophyta; Zygnematophyceae; Desmidiales; Closteriaceae.